Salvia hispanica is the source of this 342-nucleotide messenger RNA. The record is from RefSeq and is a predicted model, not a curated record. NCBI's taxonomy places the organism in Eukaryota, Viridiplantae, Streptophyta, Magnoliopsida, Lamiales, Lamiaceae.
ACCACUAAGGCGGUUCCACUUCCACUUCCGCAGCCGGCAUGGAAGAGAGGAGUUUCCAUCUUCGACUUCAUCCUUAGGGUGUGUGCCCUCGUGGCCGCCCUAGCUGCCACUGCCACCAUGGGCACCACCGACCAGACUCUUCCCUUCUUCACUCAGUUCUUCCAGUUCCAAGCCAGCUAUGAUGACCUCCCCACUUUCACAUUCUUCGUGGUGGCAAAUGCUAUAGCAAGUGGCUACUUGCUCCUAUCUAUGCCUUUCUCCAUUGUUGCCAUUGUUCGUCCCCACGCAGCUGGAGUCAAGCUUCUCCUCCUCAUCCUUGAUACCGUAAGAUUAGCCCACUAG